Messenger RNA from Fusarium musae, 1116 nucleotides. RefSeq lists its product as uncharacterized. The coding region runs from base 1 to 1116 and encodes 371 amino acids. The record is from RefSeq and is a predicted model, not a curated record. The transcript has 2 exons. NCBI's taxonomy places the organism in Eukaryota, Fungi, Ascomycota, Sordariomycetes, Hypocreales, Nectriaceae.
AUGGACUCACAUGACCAAAGGCGCCGAAAUCUUGGUAUUCUCAAGCGUCUCCAUCCCGAGAUUCUGUACCAAGUCAUCUACACACUGCCUAACGCUGAUAUCAAGCAUCUCCGCCUAACUUGCUCUUAUCUCGGGAACAUCUCUCUCCCACGCUUCAACCGCGUAUUCAUAUCCGCUAAUCCGCGCGACAUUGAGGUCUUUACCUUGAUUGCGAAUCAUGAUAUUUUUCGGCUCAAAGUCACCGAGAUCAUCUACGAUGACUCACGCUUUGAUCAUUCUUUGAGAAGAUGGUCUCCGGAUAUAAUUGAAGAAUAUGAUGACCCCACAACUCCACUCUACUGGUUUAGAGCGGCUUACAAUUCCAUUGUCAGAGGCAUUGACGCUGAAGAAGGGGAGAAUGAUUAUAUCCCUCACGUCAAGGAAGCUUUCAAGACUCGCUGCACCAUGCGUGAAUCAUGGGAAGUACAUUGCAAGCUUAAAUCGCAGCAAGAUGAAGUGCUUGCGUCAGGUCGCGACGCUGACGCUCUAAGAUAUGGUCUUUGGCGGUUUCCAAACCUGAAAACAGUUACUCUGAGUCCUGCUGCUCAUGGCAUUCUAGGAAGGCCUUUGUAUCCCACACCUACUAUCAGAUCUUUCCCCAAAGGUCUGAUAUACCCUCUGGAACGUUGCUGGCCCAAACCAGACCUACUGGGAGACUACUCCCUUACCCCUUGGGAUGAAAUAUCUAAACAAGAAUGGCGUGGAUUCUGUGUCGUCACGAAAGAGAUCGCCCACCAUAUUCGUGAGAACCCGGGGUUUGGCCUCUCCGAGUUCGUUGCGGAAGGUCGGCAGUUUUGGACAGGAAUGAAUUGCCAUAUAUUUAACAAUCCAGUGGGCGAGGAGUAUCGCGAACUUGUCACUAUUCUAAGUCACCCUCCGCUCACACGCUUGGAGUUAUCAUUCGCUUGCGGUGAAGAGUCCAAGCACAACUGGCCCUCUUUCCGAUUAGGCCACCUCUUUAGAGCUCUGAGUAAAGCAACGAACUUGCAGGAUCUUCGUUUUGAUACUCGCAUUCCCCUUCAGCACAGAACAUGGCACCAAUUUAUAGACUACGCGCAGAACGGAUAUGCGCUGUAA